AAAAAUUGAAGAUAAAUUCCAAGCGUUUGUUGGAUACUCGUUAACUGGGCCUUUUCGACGUGCAAGCAAACCUUAAAAAGGCCAGAUAAAAUACAAAACGCCGUUAAAAAAUGCGAGACCUGUCAGAAAAUGGUGAAAAAAGAGGGGCAAAAAUAUUCGAAUCGGAAGCAUCUUGUUACGCGUAUAGAAAAAUCAGAAUUUUUCAAAGAUUUUUCGGUUUGUUACUCGUCUGGAAGCUUGGUUCGGUGAAAAUGUGUUUCCAGUUUACGGGGUGCUAGGACACCUACCCUUUGGAAGAACCGUUACUGGUUUCGGUUUCCGGAAAGAUAGCUAUUUCUAGUAAAAUUCUUUCCGAGUUCGCUUUGUUUACAAACUUUUAGUCCGUUCCCCUGCUUUGGCUGCUGGUUGAGUUCCGCGGAGUGGGCCUGAACCAGAUUGCGGCCCAAGAUGGAUAAUUGUCACAAUUACGCCACGACCUCCAAGAAGCGGAGGAUUCCGAUCUCGGAUGAUAUUCACAUUAUCAUCAAAAAAUUCAGAGACAAGGACAAGCAUGACGAAAAACCUUCGACUUCCGGCGACCAUGACUAUGACGACGAGCAUAGUAUGGAUUCGGAAGAGCUGAAAAGGGUUCGACAACAGGAACCAUCGAGUUCGUGUGUACUGGCCAGUACCUCGUCUAGCAACAGCAACAGCGGUGCGUUGAUUACCAUGGGAAAUUUAAUGGGCGGUAGUGGGGGUGCCACGGGAAUCACCAUUGGAGGUUCAGCUGUAACGAUUCAACAACAGCAACAGCAACAUCCCCUACAGCAGCAGCCCUCGUCUCAGUCUGAUGACAUUAAGCUGAUAUUGAAAAAGCUGACCAACAUCGAAGAAUUGCUAAAAGUAGUGGCCGAACAGAGCUUCAAUCGGUUGGCCACACUGAAGCAGGAAGCUGGAACCACCACUGUGGUGCCCUCGUCGGCGGCUGCCAGUUUGGGUCUGAUUGAUCCAAGCUGCAUCAGUGUGGAGUCGACAUUCAAAUUCCCACUGCGUAGUCUGAAAGAACUGAUUGAGCUGAACAAGGGUAUCUGCAGCGAUGAGAGUUUGUACAACAAACUGUUCGAGUAUCUCACCAAAAUCAAACUGGAAUGUGAUGAAAACAUCGUGAUGACUGCUCUAGGGCUCAUCGUCAGCGACGAAGUGCUGGAUGCGGUCAGUUGGGAUGGUGGCAAAAAGUUCAAAUUAUCUUCGUUGGUCAUCUUCAGCGAUUCUUUGUAUGUUGCCUGGUUCAAGGAUCGAUUAAAAUAUGACGAAUAUGUAGCCGAGAUGAAGGAUGCUAUAGAAAAGUCCCACAAGCGUUACGCGAAAACGAAGGCGAAAAAAUCAACUCUUCAGCAGCAUCCGCAGCAACAUCAAACACUAACAUUGACGACGGCCGGCGGAACGACAACGGUUGUCAACGAUGGUCAGUUGUUUUUAUCGUAGUCAGACCCGGUUUGUUCGCCUGCGGUAUCUUGUUGCCGAUCUCCGUUCAUCUUGCUUUCUCUCUUCGGAGUUGCCUAUAACUUCCUGCAUCGUUCUGUUCCACCGUUCCCAGUAGUCGCUGGUUAUUGAAGUCGCACCUCAUCACCUCAAGGUAGAUUUUACGCUUUAUACUCGAUUUUGCAAAACAUUAUUUGAACAAUACCUAUUUGUACUGACUUUUUUCUUCCGUUUGACGAUUAACCACAUUAAUAGCAGCAUUCACUCGAUACUUUUUAAUCAACUGCAUUCGUUUUUUGUUCAGACACCAACGUUGAACAAAACCUUAGCUAUUCAUGUCAUUACGAAAUACUUUUUACGACACAGCACAUGCAAAAAAGAGUUUUUAAAUUGUUUGGUUGAUUUUUUUUCGAUUAAUAAGGAAAAAUGUAUUUUCUAAGUCAAUAAUAAUCAAAAUAGAGAUUACUGCUAUGCAAAAAAAAAAUUAAACGAAAAAGGUUUUCUCUAUAGAAGUGUUGAAGCUUGGAAAACGGAUCAGAAAGGAAGGAAAUGACUUUGUAGCCCAAGUGUGAUCAAUUGCAUAUAACAAGACAGAACAGUACUAAUGGUUUUGAGAAAAUGAAGAAAUAUACUGAAUAUUGCAAACAAAACAAACA
Molecule: messenger RNA, 2117 nt
Organism: Uranotaenia lowii
Lineage: Eukaryota; Metazoa; Arthropoda; Insecta; Diptera; Culicidae
Exons: 4
Coding region: 448-1464 (338 amino acids)
Source: RefSeq, a predicted model, not a curated record